AAAUAAAAAAAAAAGAAAUCCUCAACCAGAAAUUAAAAAAAAUGAUAUUUUCGGUCGAAAAAUAGAAUCUAAUUUAUCAGAAAACGUAAAAGAUAGCAGAAGAUCUUUAAAUUUAAGUAAUAAAUAAAAUAAAUGAAUUUUUUAAUAUAAAAAAGAAAAAUUUCCUUUACCAAUCCAAAUAUUUGAAAAAAAGCCUUAAAAAACAUAACCAAAAUAAAAUAAAUAAAUCAGAUCAGCAUUUUUUUUGCGAAAAUCAUUAAAUUUAUCUGAUAAAGGGGCUCAAAAUUUGCCUGUAAAAAAAAAAUCUUAAAAUUUAAAAUAACUUACAAAUCGAAGUGAAAUAAAAAUUCUAAAAAAAAACCUUUAUAAAUAUCCAAAAGUAAAACUAUCAAUUGUGCCCAAAAUAAAUAAAAUUUGUCAUAAUUCUUAAAAUAAAUACAACAAGAUGAAUAUUAAUUGAAAAAAAUUACAGAAAGUAACACAAAUACUUAAAAAAACAAAGUAAUUCUUAAAAAUAAAAAUGCGAUUUUUCACAAAAUUCACAAAUAAGUAGUUAAAAAGAAGAAAUUGUUUAAAAAAUAGUCGAAGAAAACUUAAAAAAGCAAAAUAAUAAAUUGUACGCAAAAAAUUAGAAAAAAACAAGAAGAAUAAAAUAAAAUCAAUAAGUUAAUAAAACUACAAAAUAUAAAUAAAAAAUACAGACUUUUAAACUCAUCAAGGUUUCCCAAAAAAAAAAUAACAAAAACGAACUUAAUAGAAGACUACCAUGGGGUUCUAAUUAAGAAAGACUUAAAAAUUAUGCUAUUUCGGUUAUUGAAAAAAUAUAUAAAUAAGCAUAAAGUAGUGCUAUAUAAGAAGAAAGAUAAAUUAGUGAUUAAGAAAGAAGACUUUAAAUUGGUCUAAAAGUUACAGAUAAGGAUACUAUAGAAAAAUU
Ichthyophthirius multifiliis is the source of this 934-nucleotide messenger RNA. RefSeq lists its product as hypothetical. Lineage: Eukaryota; Ciliophora; Oligohymenophorea; Hymenostomatida. The annotation marks the transcript as partial. The transcript is spliced from 2 exons. The record is from RefSeq and is a predicted model, not a curated record.